GUCAUACUCAACAUGGCGGCGCCCAUACAGGCAGGAAUUUCUCUCUUAAGCUACUUUUAGUUUCUUCAGUUCUUUGAUUAAAGUUAUUUCAGAGUGAGAACCCUUCAGUGAUGGCCAGCAAGGAGUUGAGCCUGUGGGUGCGAGACAGCUUGCAUGACCUCCUGGGCAUCAGUGACCACUACAUAGCGGACUACCUCGUGGGCCUGGCGGGCAAGUCCAGCAGCGGUGGGGACUUCAUCCGGAGGAUUCAAGACACGGGAACUAUCGACGUCAAUGCCGCCGUCAACAAGUUUGCGCACAGACUUUGGGAGAAGCUUCCCCGCAAGGUGUCCAGCAAGGAGACAAACCGUGCUCGCGAGCGGGAGGCCAUUGCGAGAACCAAACAGAACCAGAGCUACAAACUCCUGUCGGACGAUGAAGACGAUCUGACCGUGACGCGUGCCGUGCCGACGAAGCGAGAUAACCGGGAGAAGGGAAGCAAGAGGAAGCACAUCCGAAAGAAGAAAGAGGAGAGCAGCGAGAGUGACAGCGACCCUCAGCCUGUCAGGACGAGCAAACACGCGAAGCGGGAGCCCACCUCAGGCUCAGAGUCCGACGAGUGGGACAGGGAGGAGCGAGAGAGAAGACGUGACCUGGAGGAGAGGGAUGCAUUUGCCGAGCGCCUCCGAAACAAGGACAAAGAGCGCACCAAAAACGUCACCGACAAAGGAAGCAAGAAGGCUUACGAAGAGGCCAAGAAGAGACUGGAGAUGGCAGAGCAGGACCGGCGGAAGCAGGUCCCCGACCUGCGGAAAGAGUCACGCCGUGAAUACCUUAAGAAACGAGAGGUAGACAAACUUGAGGAGCUGGAGGCCGACAUCGCUGACGAGGAAUAUCUCUUCUCAUCAACUGAAUUGACUUCCAGAGAAAAGAGAGAUCUGGAAUACAAGAAGACAGUGCUGAAGUUGGCCCAGGAUCACAAGUCGGCCGGGGAGAAGCAGAAAGAAGGCAGGUACUACAUACCCAAAGAGGAUGAGAAACCCUCAGACAAGUACAUCGAGCCCGUGCUGGAAGAGGCGGAGCUUGGGCCCAGGUCCGAACAGCAACGAUGGGAGGAGGAACACGUGAAGUUGGGCUCCAUGAAAUUUGGAGCCAAGGACGCCAAACAGAAACACAAGACUAGGGAGUACGAUCUAGUCGUGGACGAGUUGGGCGAGAUUGAGUUUGUCAGUGCAAUGCAGAUGCCAGGAACUCGCGACAGGUCGGAGCCCGAGGAACCCCAGAUCUCCGAAGCCCAGAAGAAACGCAUCAGCAUCGCCGAGACUCGCAAGAGCCUACCCAUCUACCGGUUCCGGGACGACCUCCUCCAAGCUAUCCAUGACCACCAGGUGCUAAUCAUCGAAGGGGAGACGGGAUCGGGAAAGACCACUCAGAUACCACAGUACCUCUAUGAAGCGGGCUACACGAAAGGUGAAAAGAAGAUCGGCUGUACCCAGCCCAGGCGUGUGGCAGCCAUGAGCGUGGCUAGCAGAGUAGCGGAAGAAAUGAACUUCAAACUUGGAAAUGAGGUCGGCUACAGCAUUCGUUUUGAGGACUGUACGUCAGACCGAACGAUUUUGAAGUACAUGACGGAUGGUAUGCUGCUGCGAGAAUUCCUGAGUGAGCCAGACAUGGCGGGCUACAGCGUCUUGAUCAUCGACGAAGCCCACGAGCGCACCCUCCACACAGACAUCCUGUUUGGCCUGGUGAAGGACAUUGCCCGCUUCCGGCCUGACCUCAAACUUCUCAUCUCCAGCGCCACGCUGGACACUGACAAGUUUGCCGAGUUCUUUGAUGACGCCCCGAUUUUCCGCAUCCCCGGUCGCCGGUUCCCAGUAGAUUUGUUCUACACAAAGGCGCCAGAGGCUGACUAUUUGGACGCCUGCAUCGUCUCUGUUCUUCAGAUUCACGUCACCCAGCCCAUGGGGGAUAUCCUGGUUUUCCUCACCGGUCAGGAGGAAAUUGAGACCUGCAUGGAGAUAUUGCAAGAGAGAGUUCGGAAACUCGGCACUAAGAUCCGGGAGCUGAUCGUUCUCCCGAUAUACUCCACCUUACCCUCGGAGCUCCAGGCUAAGAUCUUUGAGCCCACGCCCCCCGGCAGCCGCAAGGUGGUCCUGGCCACCAACAUCGCCGAAACAUCGCUGACCAUCGACGGAAUCAUCUACGUCAUCGACCCGGGUUUCAACAAGCAGAAGAGCUACAAUGCCAGGACCGGCAUGGAGUCAUUGGUGGUGACCCCAGUGUCAAAGGCUUCAGCCAAUCAGAGAGCUGGAAGAGCAGGCCGCGUAGCUGCCGGGAAGUGUUUCAGACUCUACACGGCCUGGGCUUACAAGAACGAGCUAGAAGAAAACACCAUUCCUGAGAUUCAGAGGACCAAUUUGGGCAACGUGGUGCUCCUCUUGAAGAGCUUGGGAAUUAACGACCUCAUCCACUUUGACUUCAUGGACCCACCGCCUCACGAGACCCUGGUCUUGGCCCUUGAGCAGCUCUAUGCCCUGGGUGCGCUCAACCACAAAGGGGAGCUGACUAAAAUGGGCCGACGGAUGGCUGAGUUCCCCGUUGACCCUAUGCUGUCCAAGAUGAUCCUGGCCUCGGAAAAGUACCAGUGCACCGAGGAGAUCCUUAGCAUCACUGCCAUGCUCUCGGUCAACAACGCCAUCUUCUACCGGCCCAAGGAUAAGAUCGUCCAUGCUGACAACGCCCGGGUCAACUUUUUUGCCCCCGGAGGGGACCACUUGACCCUCCUCAAUGUCUACAACCAGUGGGUUGAGACAGAUUUCUCUACCCAGUGGUGUUACGAGAAUUUCAUCCAGCACCGGUCCAUGAGGCGAGCGAGGGACGUCCGAGACCAGCUUCGGGGUCUUGUAGAGAGGGUAGAGAUUGCACUGACGUCGGCACCUCAUGACAACAUCACGAUCAGGAAGGCCAUCACUGCAGGGUUCUUCUACCACACUGCCAAGUUCAGCAAGGGGGGCCAGUACCGGACGGUCAAACACCAGCAGACGGUCAUGGUCCAUCCUAACAGCAGCCUGUUUGAGGAGCAGCCACGCUGGCUCAUUUACCACGAGCUGGUCUUCACCACCAAGGAGUUCAUGCGACAGGUUAUAGAGAUUGAGAAUGCCUGGCUGUUGGAGGUGGCCCCCCACUACUAUAAGGCCAAAGAGCUUGAGGACACGUCCAGUAGGAAGAUGCCCAAGAACACGGGCAAGAGCAGGGAGGAGACCAGAACGUGAUGUCUCCAGGAAUGCGUCAUGGCCAGCCGGCCGGCCGCGUCCUGGGGACCGGCAGUCUAAUGUUGAGACUGUGGGAGGGGUAUUCCUGAUACGUUGCGGUGGAUGCACGGCGCAGAUUAUCAGCCAGGACCUUCUGCCUACACCCUGCAAAGUCCAGCAAGUGGAUUUUUCUUGGAGGAUAUGGUAGGAUUGAGGAUGGGAGAGCCUCGAUACGGUGACUUCUCAUCUGGGCUGGAUGCACGAGGAUAACAGGCGAUGGAUUACUCAUAACCAAUGCAAAAGUCUGUCAAAAUGUGACAGGCUCUCUUGUCUGGAGUACUCAAGGCUGCUAACAUCUAGAUUGGGAAACAAUAUUGUAUCAUUAACGCCAUGCUGCCGGGUGCUUUUAAAAAUGCAGUGCAUAAUUUUCAAGAUUUUCAGUUUUAAAAAUUCUUCGAAAAUUCA
Molecule: messenger RNA, 3695 nt
Organism: Acanthaster planci (crown-of-thorns starfish)
Lineage: Eukaryota; Metazoa; Echinodermata; Asteroidea; Valvatida; Acanthasteridae
Gene: dhx16
Product: DEAH-box helicase 16
Cellular component (GO): intracellular anatomical structure; catalytic step 2 spliceosome
Molecular function (GO): ATP binding; helicase activity; RNA binding
Source: RefSeq, a predicted model, not a curated record